AUGAUCAACCGCCGAAACCUCUUUCUGGACCCGAAAUCGAAGCUCUUCCUCAUUCGGCUGCGGUAUAGUAAGGUGCUGGCGACCACUGGCAUGGAGCGGAAUGCUGUCCGAGCCAUCCCCAGAGCUCCAUCCCAUAUACUACUGGUCUAUCUGGUGGUUGUGGAGCCAUUCAUUCACUAUCUCCAUCAGGCAUUGAAGCUCCGAAACCGCCGCAGUCUUCUUUUUUCAAUUCAGGGCGACCUCCCUACCAGCCGCCAGGUCAGUGACACGCUCCGCCAUCGGACCAGCGCCCUGAUCGGCCAGGGCAUUCAGAUCCAUUCAUGGCGCCAUCUCGCCCAAGGCUUCAUUCGAUAUGGCAUGGGGGAACGGAUGGAGGGGGACUCCAUUGAAGCGCCAGAGCUGAGUGAGCUUGAGAAUGAAGCUCUAGCAGCCGGCCAAGCACACCACAGCGUCCGCACGGCCAUGCUGGUCUAUGGCCGGCCACAGGUUCAAUUUGGCAACCUCCCCAUCAACCAGCAGGCCGCCUACAUUGACUUCAGCCAGCGGUGGCAUUCCUAUAUCGGCAUGGGGCCUGAUUUCGACUUUUUGAGCUUUCUCUAUCAAGGGAGACCGCUGCCUCAGGCCCCCCAGGCCACAGCCAAGACCCCCCAGGGCCUAUCUACCAGCUCCUUUCCUCUCAACCAGCCCUGCCUGCGCUUCUGGUGGCAGAGAUCUGCCUCUUCACCAUCCCCUAAGAUCCCUAUUGGUCAGUUCAAUGCAUUCAUGGGCUCCACAACCCCCACAUUCACUCCAAUCGACCCCAAUGUCACUGAAGGCAUUCCCGAUGGUGACCCGCGCCUGGCCGAGCUGGAACCAGGCCAGCGACUGCGACUGCUUGCACACCAGCCAUUCCCUCAAACCCCUAGGGGCCUUCAAGCACCAGACCUCCUGCUUGGGCUCUUUCAAGAAUUCAUGGGAACGCCUCAGGCUGAAUUUCGAAGCGCAGAACAGCGUGAGUGCCUCUACCAUCUGCUGAAGCCAACCCCAUUCCUUCUCAUGGCAUUACCAACUGCUGGAGGCAAGACCACCCUGUUUCUGCUUGCUGCAAGCCUUGCCUGGGCGCAUACUACUGUCCUGGUGGUUCCCCUUGUUUCAUUGAAGCUGAACCUGCAAUCUAAGCUUCAAAACCUAGGUCUGCCAUGGGUGAAUUGGGAGGAUCAGCAUGAGGAGACCCCUCCUACCCGGCUAGUGCUAGUAUCCAUUGAGUCUGCUGUCAGCCAGGUCUUCAUUAACUGGGCCAUGCAGCUCUACCACCAAAACGCCCUGGACCGCAUUAUUUUUGAUGAGGCCCAUCUCAUCCCCCUGGCCCGCAGCUAUCGGGGGUGA
Monascus purpureus is the source of this 1365-nucleotide messenger RNA. The record is from the annotation of a GenBank genome assembly. Lineage: Eukaryota; Fungi; Ascomycota; Eurotiomycetes; Eurotiales; Aspergillaceae.